GAUAAGAAUCUCCGGUGGAUUGUCACAACACAAACACAUGGCACUAAAUUACAAUAUUACUACUCCCUUCAACUUCAUACUCCUCUUCCUCCUCAUGCAUAACUCGACCACCAACCAUGCAACUCCAUGGCUCCUUCUAAGCUCUACUACCCCACAGUUUAACAGGGUCCAUUAUGGAGAGUAUAUCUCUCUAGUUAUAUCUGCAAAAAAUGAAUGUUGGGUGAACAAGAAUUCCCUGGUAUGGUCUUUUUUACUGAAGAAUUCUCUGUUGUGGUCUGCCAGCCAAGGUUUGAAGUUUUUCAAGGGAAGAAAUUGGUUGACUGAGAUUUGGGUGCUGGUGGUAGGAAUAGGAGGAAUUCUCUGAAAGGGUUAGUGAAUUAGCAUGGGGAGACACCAAGAUGGAACAAUCACAAGCAAGGAACUGGCUCAAACUUCUCCAGUUAUGGAACCAAGUUUGCACAAGAAGGACCAAGUGCAAGUGUUUGCAAAUUCUGUAGAUUCACAUGUUCAAUCACGCUGCCUCGUCUGUUUGGGGAACAACAGUUGCCGAACUGUUCGUUCAAGAACAAAACUAAUGAGUACUUUGAUUGAAAAGAGAAGGCCUCAUGAAGUCCAAUCCAUUUUCAACAGUUUAAUAGAAGAAGGACACAGGCCAACUGUAAUAACAUACACAACACUUAUAGGAGCGUUGACCCGCCUUAAGCGAUUCAAGUCCAUUCCUAGAAUCCUUUCUAGACUCAAGGAAAAUGAUAUAAAGCCUGAUAUAAUACUUUUCAAUGCAAUGAUAAAUGCUUUCAUAGAAUCCGGGAAAGUGGAUGAAGCCAUGAAAAUCUUUCAGAAAAUGGAGAGUAAUGGAUGUAGGCCAACAACUAGCACUUUCAACACCCUGAUUAAAGGAUAUAGUAUUGCUGGUAAGCCUGAAGAAUCUCUAAAACUGCUAGAGAUUAUGUCAAAGUAUGGAAAUGUAAAACCCAAUGACAGAACCUAUAAUAUUAUUAUUAGGGCAUGGUGUAACAAGAAUAAUAUAGAUGAAGCAUGGAAUGUGGUGUAUAAAAUGGUUGCAUCUGGAAUACAACCUGAUGUUGUCACUUAUAACACCUUAGCAAGAGCUUAUGCUGAGAAUGGGGAGACAUUUAGAGCUGAAAUGAUGAUCUUGGAGAUGCAAAAAUACAGGGUUCGCCCCAAUGAACGAACGUGUGGCAUCAUAAUAAAUGGAUAUUGUAAAGAAGGAAACAUGGAAGAUGCCUUGAAUUUUAUGUAUAGAAUGAAGGAGCUUGGAGUGCAUCCAAAUCUUGUAAUAUUCAACUCUCUUAUCAAAGGCUUUCUGGAUGUUUCAGAUACAGAUGGAAUUGAUGAGGCAUUGUCAUUGAUGGAAGAAUUUGGGGUCAAACCAGAUGUUAUAACAUUUAGCACCAUCAUGAACGCAUGGAGCUCCGUAGGGUGCAUGGACAAAUGCCAAGCAAUCUUCAACGACAUGGUUAAGGCCGGCAUAGAACCUGACAUCCAUGCAUUCAGCAUUCUUGCAAAAGGAUAUGUGCGUGCUGGUGAGCCUGGGAAGGCCGAGUCCCUUAUGUCUUUGAUGAGCAAAUCUGGCGUGCAUCCAAAUGUUGUAAUCUUCACGACAAUGAUAAGCGGUUGGUGCAAUGCAGGCAGAAUGGAUCGUGCCAUGAGAGUUUACGAGAAAAUGUGUGAAAUGGAUAUUUCUCCCAAUCUGAUAACUUUUGAGACUCUGAUAUGGGGAUAUGGAGAAGCAAAACAGCCCUGGAAAGCAGAAGAAUUGCUCCAAGCUAUGGAAGAAAAGGGCGUUCGCCCAGGAAAGAACACUGUCCGGCUUGUUGCUGAGGCUUGGCGCUCUAUUGGUUUACUUGCUGAAGCCCAAAGAAUGCUAAAUGAAGCAGAAGAAGGCAGGGAACUUGUGCCGAAAAAUCCAAGUGAAGAUGUACCUAUGGAGAGUAUGGAAGCAAUUUAUAAGAAGCAACGUCUGAGGGCUUCUGGUUCUAAUAUUUUGCAGGUUCCUGGACUGGCUAUUGAAAAACCAAAUGCUACUAACAGCAGAACCCAAAUGGUUUCAAAGGGUUUCGAGUUUUCAUCUGAUAGCAGACAAAGUGCUGCUAAAUCCAUUUUUCUUUCUCAUUCAAGUUCGUUUAGAGUGCAACCUUUGAUUAUUUGUAGAAAGCAACUGCAGGGUUUGGCUGGACUACAAGGGAACUUUGUAAAUACAUGUAGAUUGGUCUUUAUAAACUGAUGGGAGAAAGGAAACACAGGUGGAUGCAGUGAUCCCAUCUUUGAUCCAAGAUGAAACUCUGUUUUGCCGGAGUUGAUUUCAUUGAUGCUCCUCAAAUUCAGAAAUCUUGAUGAUUCUUUACCAAAGUUGUUGAUUAUUUGACAUGCAAUGGUGUCAAAAUAUACAUCCAAACCAAUUCAGUUGCCAGUAAGUUGCUUCCUGAAAUGUAUAUUGGUGGUAAUUCAAAACAGUAUGACAGUUUUUGUUGAAAUGUCUUACAUUAUAUACUCAACAAGAUACAAUUUUUACUUUUUCCACUUUUGAAUCAAAAACUCUGACCCCA
Messenger RNA from Cannabis sativa, 2567 nucleotides. Its product is annotated as pentatricopeptide repeat-containing protein At5g25630. NCBI's taxonomy places the organism in Eukaryota, Viridiplantae, Streptophyta, Magnoliopsida, Rosales, Cannabaceae. The transcript is spliced from 4 exons. The record is from RefSeq and is a predicted model, not a curated record. The coding region runs from base 383 to 2245 and encodes 620 amino acids. Gene Ontology annotation, molecular function: protein binding.